GUGACCUAGUUGACAGGCUCUGAGGUGCUGCUGUGGUGGCGGUCGCGGGGCUGAGGCGGGUGGGAGCCGGAACCGAGUGCGUGCUGAGGGAGGAGGGCGGCGACUGGAGAGCGACGAGCGGCGCGGGACCCGGAGCCUCUUCCACUUUUUCCUUCCCGAGCGCCCCCUCCCACCCCUCCUGCUCCGCAUACACCCUGUUUGCCCGUGAGCCUGGGGAACUUGCAGCUUAAAGCCAGCCACCCCCACAGCAACAUGUACCCCAGCAACAAGAAGAAAAAGGUGUGGAGAGAGGAGAAAGAACGUUUGCUGAAGAUGACCGUAGAGGAGAGACGCAAAGAAUACCUAAGGGACUAUGUUCCCUUGAACACCAUCCCAUCAUGGAAAGAGGAGAUGAAGGGCAAGAGCCAAAAUGAUGAAGAAAAUACUCAGGAAACAUCACAGGUGAAGAAAAGUUUGAGUGAAGAAGUUGCUCUCUAUAGAGGUGACAUCACAUUGCUAGAGGUAGAUGCUAUAGUCAAUGCUGCAAAUGCCAGUCUUCUUGGAGGUGGAGGUGUGGAUGGCUGUAUUCACAGAGCAGCUGGCCCCUGUUUGCUCGCUGAAUGUCGCAACCUGAACGGCUGUGAAACUGGACAUGCAAAAAUCACAUGUGGCUAUGACCUGCCUGCAAAAUAUGUCAUCCAUACCGUAGGACCAAUAGCCAGAGGCCAUAUUAAUGGUUCCCACAAGGAAGACCUUGCAAAUUGCUAUAAAUCAUCUCUGAAACUGGUGAAAGAAAAUAACAUCCGAUCAGUUGCAUUUCCCUGCAUCUCAACAGGCAUUUAUGGUUUUCCAAACGAGCCUGCUGCCAUCAUUGCCCUCAGCACCAUUAAAGAAUGGCUGGCCAAGAAUCAGCACCAGGUGGAUCGGAUCAUCUUCUGUGUCUUCCUAGAAGUCGACUUCAAAAUCUACAAAAAGAAAAUGAGCGAGUUUUUCCCUGCAGAUGAUAAUAAUGAAGAAGAAGACAUUGACAUGAAAGAAGAUUCAGAGGGGUUAGAGCCAAAAGACCGCUCUCCACCCCACAAGAAGAGCAAAGCAAAGAAGCCAGAAGGCUCCAAAGACUCUAGCGAGGAUGAGAACGGUCCACAGGGAAAGCCAAGUGCCAAAGAAAUGGAAGGGCAGAGCCAAGAAACAGGUGGUGCCAGUGCUGCCACCAUGCCCAGCCCUUCUUCAGAAGAGGCAGCUGAAGUCUGUAAAGAUGAAGAUUCUGCAAAGAAUGACAAUAUUACAAAAGAAAAUGAAGUAACAGAUCAUUCUGUAUGUGGCCAAGAUCAUCCCAAUGGACAACAGAAUGAUUCAAUGAAGAAUGAAAUAAAAAUUGAGGCAGAGUCCCAGAGCUCAUAUAUGGAAACAGAAGAGCUUUCAUCGAACCAAGAAGAUACCACGAUCGUGGAGCAGCAAGAAGUGAUUCCACUAACAGAUGACCAAGAAGAAGAAGGUGAAAAAGCUCAAGGCAAGGACACACCUAGAGUUCCCGUGAAAAGCGAAGGCUCUGGUGACACAGAACAUUCUACAAGUCCUGAUGUUGAAAUGAAUAAUCAGGUUGACAGUGUAAAUGACCCAACAGAGAGUCAGCAAGAAGAUUAACUAAUAAUAGGGGCACAAGAUGAAGCAAAGGAACAAAGAAAUGGAAGUAAAUGACAGUCCUCAGCAUUGCAGGCCUCCCGGCCCUGGG
This is a messenger RNA of Eubalaena glacialis (North Atlantic right whale), 1711 nucleotides long. RefSeq names its product mono-ADP ribosylhydrolase 2 (gene MACROD2). Gene Ontology annotation, cellular component: nucleoplasm. Gene Ontology annotation, biological process: purine nucleoside metabolic process; peptidyl-glutamate ADP-deribosylation; DNA damage response. The record is from RefSeq and is a predicted model, not a curated record. The coding region runs from base 253 to 1623 and encodes 456 amino acids. The transcript has 19 exons. Gene Ontology annotation, molecular function: ADP-ribosylglutamate-[protein] hydrolase activity. Lineage: Eukaryota; Metazoa; Chordata; Mammalia; Artiodactyla; Balaenidae.